CGGGCCAGCCGGCAGAUCAUCUAUCUCACUCUCCCCCGACCCCCACACCGUUCCAAGAGCACGCCCCCGUUUCCCCUGGUGGUGCUGCCGCCACGGCCCACGACACGUCACUCCUCCAACCUCGGCCUGGAAGUGCAUCGCGGUAACCUCUCCUCCCCAACUCAUGCACUCCGCGACGUAUGCAAAGGGGAAACGAUAUGGCGUACUGGGAUACCUACCGGAGCAGGGCUCAAGGGAGGCUGAGUUAUGGGAGCUGAAUAGAAACCAAUCUCCCCUCCUGCGCCUCCCACCAGAGAUACGCAACAAAAUCUACCGUCUCCUCCUUUCCAACAUGGGCAUCCACGUCCUCCACGACCCGAAAACGGGAUCCUUCCACUGCCUCGCCCUCCGAGCCGGCGCGAACCCCUGGACUUGUGUCCCCACGACCACGUCCCCGACGAGGCAUAUACUAGAACCAGAAAGAGAUACCCCCAAGACCAAGAAGAAGAGAUCACGACCGGUCCUCGGACGGGGACUGACGCUGCUGGUCCUCGUCUGCAGACAACUCUACCACGAGACGGAGCUUAUACCCUACCGCGAGUGUGCGUGGAGUUGGGCGACGCCUGGGUUGAUGGAGCGGUAUUUGCUUACGGAGAGGCGGAUGGGGAUUGCGCAGAGGAGGGUGUUGAGGGAGGUUUGUGUUCGGGGGAUUCAGGGGUUUGGAAAUUGUAGUCGGAGGGUUCGGGGGGUUCUGGGGGGGUUGGAGGUUGUUUGGUUCUGGGAGGUGACGGGUGGCAGCGGUAGCACGGGGGAAGGAAAGUGGAGAGAGAGGGAGUGUGGAGGGUGGGUUUGUGAGAUUGUUGAGAGGGGGAGGGUUGAGGUUGGUGUUGGGAGGCCGAAUUGAGGGUCUUGACGAUGGUGAUGGCGGCGCUCGAUGGCUCGGGAGGGUUGAGGCGAGAAUAAAUUGAGGGCAUCGUGAGCUUGUGCUCUGCGGCGUCAAAGAGACAUGAGGCUAUGAGGCUGAUGAUACUGGGCACACAAGAGGGCACCAUACUUUGAUGAUACAAGGGGUAGACUACCACAAUGAAUUUUGAGCCAUUAAAGUGUCCCCUCAUUACGGGAACGACAUUAAACCAAUUUGAUGCCCCCUUAUCUCUGUCGCUGAGCGCCGACAAUGGUCUCUACCAUCUCCAUGAAGCCUGACUUCGUCCAUAUCGACGCUUCUUACCUGC
This is a messenger RNA of Colletotrichum phormii, 1211 nucleotides long. RefSeq lists its product as uncharacterized. The record is from RefSeq and is a predicted model, not a curated record. The coding region runs from base 164 to 883 and encodes 239 amino acids. The transcript has 2 exons. Lineage: Eukaryota; Fungi; Ascomycota; Sordariomycetes; Glomerellales; Glomerellaceae.